UCCCCGGUCAGGCCACGCCCCUUCGCCGCCGCGCGCGCCGCGGGGUGGUCCCGCGGGCCCCAUGUCACGUGACCUCCCGACCCCGGCGCGGCGGCGGCGGCGACCCCCGAGCCGCAGCACGGCCACCGCGAGGUGCCUGGCGUAGCUCCCCCUCCUUCUCGCUCAAGGCCUCGGCGUGACCGCCGCCGCGAUUGCUCCGUGCCCUGUUGACCCCCCAGCGCCAGAUAUCCUGGCGAAGCCCUGCCGUCUCUCGAGGGGUCCCGGAUGGCUCUGUCUGUCCCCCGGAGCGGGAUGAGGUGCGGGAAACCGCCGGAGUCCCACGCCUGGAGCCGGGUGGGCGCGUGGCCCCUGUGUUGGCGGCUCCCCAGGUUUGUCCUGGUGUGUCGCAACCAGGGGAUAUCGAAACCAUUGUCAUCCGCCAGGACAUCCUGGCCUGAAAUCUCUGAGAUUAGAUGGGCUAUUGAGAAGAAAUUGUUCCCUGUGAGGGUGGUGAGGCCCUGGCAUAGGUUGCCCAGAGAAGCUGGCUGCCCCAUCCCUGAAUGUGUGCAAGGCCAGGCUGGAUGGGGCUUGGACCAGCCUGGUGGAAUGGAAGGAGUCCCUGCCCAUGGCAGGAGGAGGGAUGAGACGAGCUUUCAGGUUCCUUCGUACCUGAACCAUUCCAUGAUUCUGAGAGUGGCCUUCCCAGCAGAUUGUAGACCUCAGGCUUGCAGGAAUGAUCUCCAGCCGCACACCAAAAACACCUCUGUGCCUCGUGCGCAACCAUGGGCACAUCCCCUGGGAGUGCAGCUUCUCCGGGGCUCCCUGUCAGGUCCUCCUGCAUUAGCAGCACACCUUGACACCGGCUUCUACUGCAAAGGAUCACCCACAGGCAUGUUCUGGUAGUGAGAGAUCAGAGCAUGCCAUGGGUGGACCAGAGCAUUCCAGCAGUGGCUGAAGGCACUGCUGGUCAGGACCAGCAGGAGAAGCUCUGUGUUGAAAACACUCUUGCCAAAACCCACCGAUGUGGAUCUGUUCCUUGGUGACAAAUUGGGGGUUCAGAGCUGGAGAGAGCUGCUGGCUCGGGAAGUUAUGAGUGGGAUGACACUGGGGGGAUCUGCCUCUGGGAUCUGUUCCCAGCUCUUGUGAUCCACAGGGAGGAGAAAACCGUGCCAGGUUCAUGUGAGAGAUGGCGAAUGCCGAGGUGAGCGUCCCUGUGGGUGACGUGGUGGUUGUACCAAGUGACGGGAAUGAAGGGGAGAACCCAGAGGAUACCAAAACCCAAGUGAUCUUGCAGCUCCAGCCGGUGCAGCAAGGGAUUUACCAAGAGGGCUCCGAGGCCAGCGCUGCUGUGGUGGCCGUGGAAACCCACACCAUCCACAAGCUGGAAGAAGGGAUUGACCCCAGCACCCUUGAAACAAGUGAGGAAAUCGAGAUCGCCUAUCCCAUCACCUGUGGGGAGAGCAAAGCCAUCCUUCUCUGGAAGAAGUUUGUUUGUCCAGGAAUUAAUGUCAAGUGUGUGAAGUUCAACGACCAACUGAUUAGCCCAAAGCACUUUGUUCAUCUGGCUGGGAAGUCUACCCUGAAGGACUGGAAGAGAGCCAUUCGCCUCGGAGGAAUCAUGCUAAGGAAGAUGAUGGAUUCAGGGCAGAUUGACUUCUACCAACACGACAAAGUUUGCACCAACACCUGUCGAAGCACCAAGUUUGAUCUCCUGAUCAGCAGUGCCAGAGCACCAGUGCCAGGGCAGCAGAGUGUAGUGCAGACUCCAACCUCAGCUGAUGGGAGCAUCACCCAGAUUGCACUGUCGGAGGAGAGCAUGGAGGAGGGGAUAGAGUGGAACUCGGCUCUGACAGCUGCUGUCACCAUGGCCACUGAGGAAGGUAUGAAAAAGGACACGGAUGAGAUUUCAGAGGACACACUGAUGUUCUGGAAAGGAAUAGCUGAUGUGGGGCUGUUGGAAGAGGUGGUGUGCAACAUCCAAAAGGAAAUAGAAGAAGUUCUAAGAGGUGUGCAGCAGCGGUUGGGUCAGUCUCCCUUCCUGAUGACAGAUGCUGCAGUCCUGAACAAUGUCGCCCAUACAUUUGGCUUAAUGGACACAGUCAAGAAGGUACUGGACAACAGGAAAAACCAGACAGAGCAAGGAGAGGAACAGUUUCUUUACACACUGGCAGACCUGGAGCGGCAGCUGGAAGAACAGAAGAAACUUGCCAGGGACCAGAAGUCCAAGUCCCAAACCAUCCAGAAUGUGGUGCUCAUGCCCAUGAGCACUCCCAAGCCUCCCAAGAGACCCCGUCUACAGCGCCCAGCCUCCGCUACCAUCCUCAGCCCCUCCACCCCCAUCCAGCAGCCUCAGUUCACUGUCAUCUCCCCCAUCGCCAUCGCGCCCGUUGGACAACAGUUCUCUGUGGGCAACAUCCCAGUGGCAACCCUCAGCCAAGGCUCCAGUCCGGUGACUGUUCAUACCUUGCCAUCUGGCUCCCAGCUCUUCCGGUACGCCACCGUGGUUUCAUCCUCCAAGAGCAGCUCCUCGGACACCGUCACCCUGCACCCGUCCUCCAGCCUGGCACUGCUGAGCUCAGCAGCCAUGCAGGACACCGGGGCCCUGGCCAACGUGGCGACCGUGGUCAACCCCGUCGAACUGGUGGCCAUGGAGUCUGGCAUCACUUCCACCAUCCAAGCUGUGGAAGGUACCUCGGAUGAUGGGCAGACCAUCAUAGAGAUCGACCCGGCGCCAGAUCCUGAGGCGGACACAGAGGAAUCAGAGGGCAAAGCUGUGAUCCUGGAGACAGAGCUGAGGACUGAAGAGAAAGUGGUGGGAGAUGUGGAAGACCAUCAGCACCAGGUCCAUAAUGUGGAGAUUGUGGUCUUGGAAGACUAGUGGGGAAGGCAAGCAUCAGUUAGGGGAAGAGUUGGGAAUUCCUUUUAUUUCAGGCUUUUUUGUUAAGCAUCUUUUCCAGCCACCCCAUUCGUUACCAUGGAUAUUUUCAUUGUACUGUAUAUUUUUUAUAUAUAUAUAUAUGUAAAGGUUUUUUUUCUUUUUCAAACAAAGCUGGAGAGACUCGUGAGACAUGGAUAAGGCUCCAUCUCUGUGGAGCACUGAACAAUACCACCAGGGUCAAGGAGAGACUGGAUCUCUGUUGGACAGCCCAACCAGGAGGAACUAGCCAUGCCUCGGUGCUUCUGCUCCAGGGCUGCCCUGGCCCGGAGACUUUAAUUUGAGAGACAGUAACACUUGAGUGUGGAUGUGCUUUGAGAAGGGGUGACAGAUUUGGGGUGGAACAGGUACUUCAUUUGUAUUUUUCCCCAGGGAAAGGGAAUUCUGUCGGACCCUUCACUGUCACCUCAAAUGGGAUUUUUCAUUAUUUUUCUUGAUUUGAGGAGGUUGACAGUACAAUGAAUUUACUGUCCAUGUUCUCCUCCUCCACACAAAUUGUUUUUAUAUCUCUAUUUUUUUGUAUUUGUUUGCUCUCUCCCUUCCCUUGUCCAGAUUUCCCAGCUGCAAAGCCCUGGGACCUUCUUUCAGGGUCCCUGUCUCCCAGUCCCUCCUCUUCCCAUGGCACUUUUCCCUCAUCCCUUUCCCUGCCUGGCAAGGCUCGGUGCUGCAAACACCACUUGAAGACUCCGAGAUCACUUCAGCCUUUUGUAUAAGGCAAAAAAUAUCAACUCAAGCUCAAACCCAGAUCCUCGCCCUUGGCUGCUCAGCACCGCAGGGACCUUUAAGGGUGUACAAAGCAUGUUGUGCUGUUGCUUUCUGGGUGAGCCAGAUUUCGGAUCAGGACAGCUUCUGUUUACUCUGUGUGCUGAGGCUGCUCUGUGCUUGUCGCUUCUUGUUUGGUGGUUUUAUUUUUGUAUUAUUUUUUCUUCUUUCUUCCUUAACAGGGUUAGAAUUGGGACAUUGCUGAAAUAUGGUGCACCCUUCUGUUUUCCCACUUUCCCUCUUUUUUUUUUGGUGGUUGGAGGUCCAUUUGGGAAAAUGGAGGGGGAAAGCACUGGGUGACUUCAGAGGUGCAGAGGUUUGGGAGGGUGGGAGCUGCCUGGCUGGAAAUAAUUAAAUAAAGGAAACACACCUGGGGAGG
Molecule: messenger RNA, 4055 nt
Organism: Passer montanus (Eurasian tree sparrow)
Lineage: Eukaryota; Metazoa; Chordata; Aves; Passeriformes; Passeridae
Gene: GMEB1
Product: glucocorticoid modulatory element binding protein 1
Exons: 9
Coding region: 1166-2857 (563 amino acids)
Biological process (GO): positive regulation of transcription by RNA polymerase II
Cellular component (GO): nucleus
Molecular function (GO): DNA-binding transcription activator activity, RNA polymerase II-specific; RNA polymerase II cis-regulatory region sequence-specific DNA binding
Source: RefSeq, a predicted model, not a curated record